AUGAUAGGGGGCAGAGGAAAAGCCCAUACUGCUGGUCGCGAAGGCGCUUCCAAAAAUCUUGGUGAAACUUCGCAUGCUAGAUUGGCCAAUAUGACUGGAGUCUUUGAGACACUUCUGAGAAACCCAAUCCGUUUUGUACCGGCAACUGAACGGACCAUUGAAGAUGAAAGAAGGAUGACACUUACUCGGUUACAUACAAGCGUACAGGGUACCUCUCAGUCAUCCCAAAACCAGGGUAUCAAGGCUACAACAGUAGGACAUGAUGGAAUCUUUGUAGUACGCAGUGUCAAAUUAAUCAACACGUCUAGUAGCCGGAAAUCUCUCGAGAGUCUGCUUGGCCAUCAAACAGCACGUACAACUGUCUGUCGCUUGUGUGAGCAUGAGUCACGUGUCUUGUCUCCCUACGAAUAUCGUUUGGGUGUUGCACUUAAGUAUGGGCAAGCACUGGAUGAUGUUCUUCGAUCCAAUACGUUUGCUAGGGUCUCGGUGCAUGACUACCGCUGUGAGAAAUGCAGAAAGCGCUCGACCGCCGUGCAGCAUUCUCGCAUGACUGCUGUUCCCGAAGUCCUAGAGCUAGACUUUCUGCGCUUCGAACGCGUGGGAUACGGUCUAUACAAGAAAAAUGCUAGAGUCGUACCAUUUAGCCAAGAGUUAGACCUCUCUGCCUUCGUCGACGGUGAUGGCCCUGCGAGAUACCAAUUAGUCUCUGUUGUACAGCAUAUGGGCUCUUUUGAGACUGGCCACUACAGGUGUGUAGCUAAACGCUCGGAUGAAGCAUGGGAGGUGCUGGACGAUGGCUCUGUGAGAACUGUGGGCGUCUCGACUGCCAUCACUACAGUUAUGAAAAUCCACUCAACUAUCAAUAGCACGAGUAUAUUGAUCAACGCACUCCUGGACACCGUUCAAAGCAGUGUCGCAGCUUCGCCCUCUACAAAUCCGCAGGUAGACGCAGGACCCCUUAAACCAGUCUUAUUGACCCUGCACGCUCUUUUCCCCACCAUUCUGCUUCCGGCCCUAGACUUACUCGACCGAGGUUUAGUAACAGACCUGUCUCUGAGUCCCGGGGCAUCAACUAUUCCUAGAGCUGAGAUUCGCGAUCCUGCCGACUCAGUAGACUAUGCGAGUGCGAAUGUCGCUAGUCAGGAUUCCAAGGGCCGAGACGUCUACUACGUCCUCUCCAACGCCCCUACAUUUUCAUCUCGAGUACAUCAGGGCAAUCGCAAAUUGACGGACAAUGUCAGUUACGAGGUGAGACCAACGGCUUGGAGUUGCACAUGUGCUGCUUUUGCCUUCUCUGCUUUUUCUAAAGAGGAUGGGGGAUUUCACGACGAGGAUUGGGCAAUAGGUAGUGGAGCCGAGUUGCAGCAAGACACACCAAAUGAUGGUGGUAGAGAGGGAGGAUGUUGGGGUGGGUUGAUGCGGGAUAAGCAUCCAAAUGAUAUCCCGGUCUGUAAGCACCUACUUGCGUGUGUUCUUGCUAAGAAAAUGGGAAAUCCGGGGCCAAGGGUGAAGAGAAGGGUUGUUGAGCGAGAGGAAAUUGGGGCUUGGGCGGCAGGUUGGAGAGAAGGAUAG
Messenger RNA from Bacidia gigantensis, 1572 nucleotides. RefSeq lists its product as uncharacterized. Gene Ontology annotation, biological process: protein deubiquitination. Lineage: Eukaryota; Fungi; Ascomycota; Lecanoromycetes; Lecanorales; Ramalinaceae. The record is from RefSeq and is a predicted model, not a curated record. The transcript has 3 exons. The coding region runs from base 1 to 1572 and encodes 523 amino acids. Gene Ontology annotation, molecular function: cysteine-type deubiquitinase activity; cysteine-type endopeptidase activity. Gene Ontology annotation, cellular component: cytosol; nucleus.